AUGUCUCCCCAAAGACCAAGCCUACCAAGGCUCAUGACCGACUUGUCCCACGACUCACCAGACCAACUCAUAGAAGCGAUAGCCUCAACACUGUCAAUAUCGCGCGAAGACAUUCUUCUCUUUGAUUCAUUCACCGAACUAGGCGGCGAUGAAGAAGCAGCAGAACUCGUCCGUCAAACAUGUCAAAGCAAAGGUUUUGAUAUCAAAAGCGACGACAUAAUGGCGUGUCAAACACUAGCCGAGCUUCAGACAAGAUGCACCCCGAAAUCCAACGCCAGGUCUGACUCGGUAGACUCUUAUUCCUCGUCGUCCAGCGGAAGUGUUGGGGGGGUUAACGUUAACGUUAGUGGUAGGGCUGCAGGGGGAAGCUCAGCAGCAGUGGACCCUAAUUUGGAGAGCUUACUGGAGUCAUUUCCCAGCGUCAGCAGCGUGUGCAUGGUCUGGCCCAGAGCAGGCCCAUUCGACGGCCAACUCGUUGCUCUUAUUAAGAUCGGCUCUACGACCUCUAAACCUCUACCUAUCGACUUUGUCAGGGACGAGAUUUCUUCACUUCGCAUGGCCGUGCAGCAGCCCCAGAUAUGGAUUCCCGCCGACUUUGACUUUGACUUGGGCGACAGACGUGGCGCGCAAACAUGGGUGCAGAACAUGGACGAGAUUACCUACAAGGAAGUCAUGAAGCUUCAGAUUCCUACGCGACGGCGGGUGGUGACGAGGGAGGUGAGUAGCAGGGUGGGGAGUGAGGAUCUGGAGGUGUUUCCGAUGAGUGCGAUGCAGCGGGUUUAUCUGGCUGCUGUUGGGGAUGAGAGUCGGUGGACGAAGGGUUUGAUGGUUAGGGUGAAAGGCGGUGCGGAGCCCGUUGAUGUGGACGCUGCGAUUGAAGCCAUCGUCGCUCGGCAUGACAUGCUCAGAGCACGAUUCGUCAAGGGCGAUGAGUGGAUGCAGUGUGUUACUCCCAACGGCACGAAUUCUUACACUCUUUCGCAUCACGUUGAUGUCGGGGAGGACGAGAUGCUCACACUCAUCAACGAAACUGAAGAAGCGAUUGAUCCAUUCGAUGGUCCCGUUUUUGCGGCAAUGUACAUUCACAACCAGGACAAGCAGAUGCUAUACCUCGUGGCGCACCAACUCAUCCUCGAUUCACUUUCCUGGAGGAUCAUUCUCAGCGAUCUGGAAGAGUUGCUCCAAAAAGGCACGCUUUUGUCGGAAGGCAGUGUGUCGUUUGAGCGGUGGAUCGAACAUCAGGGCCAUGAGAUGGAGCAGAGGUUAUUUGAGCAGACACUUCCUUUUGAUGUCUUCUCUGCGGAUCUGGAGUAUUGGGAUCUGGAUCACCAAGAGAAUACAUACGGAAUCUCAGACCGCGUGUCGUUUCAAAUCACCGCGGAGCAGGCGUAUUCUCUAGAGCAAUCGUCAGCGCAGGUGUUGAGAACGGAUUCGGCAGAUGUGAUACUCGCUGCAUUACUCCUCUCGUUCUGCCAGGUCUUUCCUGAUAGAGUGCUACCGACGUUGUGGAAGCAGGAAAAUGGACGGGAUGCUUCAGAGGGGGAUUUCAACAUCUUGGAAACGGUUGGAUGGUUCGCUUCACUGUGUCCCAUGGGCGUGUCUGUUAAUCCAGAUACGGAUUUGAUCGGGGUUAUUACUUUGAUCAAGGAUACGAGGAGGAGUAUUCCAAGAUCAGGGGUGCCGUUCUUCAAUUCUGAGUUUUCAUCAUCGCAAGGCGCUGCGAUGAACAUCCCCCUCGAAAUCAUCUUCAACACAAUCGACACCGCGAAACAACUUCAACGAAAGAAUGGAUUGUUAGAACCUAUCGCUAUACCUGGCCAAUCUCAUUUUAAAUCCACCACCGGAUCCGACGUCGGAAGAAUCGCUUUGUUUGAAGUCUCAGCGAUGAUGGAUAACUCUGGAGGUCAGAUCGACGUGGUGUACAACAAAACCUGCAAAUUCCAGGAUAAGAUCCAGACGUGGAUUCAAGUCUUUGAGUAUCAACUCCUCGAAGCCAUCACAAAACUCGAAUCCCACGAACCACAACUCACACUCUCCGACAUUCCUUUAAUCCAAUCGUCGUACCAAGCUCUUGAGCGACUCACAUCAGAUCGAAGGAUCAACAUCAAAGACAUUGAGACGAUACAGCCCAUCACACCAGCCCAGCAAGAACUCCUCAUCGCACAAUCGCAAAUCAGCGAAUCUUUUUACGUCCACGUCUCUUAUGAACUCACAGGCUUGAGUCACAUUAUCGAUGUCACGAGGUUAUGUGAGGCUUGGGAGGUCAUCGUUGCUAACACACCUGCUCUGCGGAGUAUCUUUAUCGAUGCUAUUUCGAGAGAGGGCUUGUUUGAUCAAGUUGUGCUGAAAAAGAUUUCACCGAAUAUUUUAUUCAUUGAGACGAUGGACCCGAGAGAAGCGAUUGGGACGUUGCCAGGGUUGAAUAUGGGGUUUGGAGAGCCGAGACAUAGACUCUCGGUGUGUUAUAACCCUGAGGGGAUGGUUGUGAGGCUCGAUGCUAGCCAGGCACUCUGCGAUUUACCGAGUCUUCAUCUCUUGAUAACAGAACUGAGCCGUGUAUACUCGGGUCAAGAUCCACAGGACAACUCAUCGCUUCACAACACAUAUCUCCACCAAAUAGCCUCCAUCGACACAGCCUACAGUCUCGAAGUAUGGAAAACGAGCCUCUCCUACGCAAGACCAUGCAUCUUCCCACCGCUCUCAGCAAACACAAAGGAUAUCUUGCACACCACCCCCUUUGAUCUCGACAUCCCGACCAUGCAGAUGCGCAUGUUCUGCCAACAGAACCAAGUCCACGCCCAAGCUGUCUUCCAACUUGCCUGGGCUCUCGUCCUUCGUGCCUUUGUAGGCAUGGACGCUGUUACCUUUGGGUAUCAGUUCUCCGCACGUGAUGAGCAGCUCCUCUGUGGGAUUGAAGAAAUGGUCGGUAGUUUUGCGACCAUUUUGCCGUGCUAUGUCGAGAUGCCGCCUCCUGCUUCGCUGGGACAGUGUCUUGCUGUUGUGGGUGAAGGGUAUGCUAAUGCGAGGAAGCAUGAUAAUCUCACCAUGUCUGAGGUCCAGCAUGCGUUGGGGCUCAAGGAUAAGAGGUUGUUUAACACUUGUCUUUACUUUCAUGAGGAGAAUAACCUUGUUGCUGGCGAUGAGUUGAUUACAUCGCUUUUGACGUCUGGGCGCAAGACGGAUUGUGAUGUGUCGCUUACGCUUAUGUUUAUCAACGAUCGGUUACACGUCAACUUUGCAUCUCGACAUCUUUCAACUUCUCACAUUCAGAGUGUUAUGAAUAGUUUUCACUCCGCGCUCACUCAAAUCCUCACGACACCCCAGAAACUCAUCGUGGAGACAGAUCUUCUUACAGAUAGGGACUACGCCCAACUCGUCGUUCAAGACUGGACCACCCAAUCUCAAAAGAUCUCAUCCUGUCUUCAUGAUAUUAUUCUUCAGCAUAGUCUUCUUCGUCCAGACGCAGAAGCUGUUUGUUCCUGGGACGGCGACAUAACAUACGCGCAACUCUCAACGCUCGUCUCACGACUGAAAACAUAUCUCGUCAAUCUCGGUGUCGGGCCUGGAACGAUAGUUCCCGUCGUUCUAGAGAAGAAUCAUUGGGCACCUGUCAUCAUCCUCGCUGUUCUUUCGGCCGGUGCUAGUUUCGCGGCGUUGGAUUCACAGGAUGCUAGUACGGUCAAGUCGACUAUUGAUUACCUCAAUCCACACAUCGUUCUGGCGACUGAGACUGCGUGGAAGGACUUGAGCUCGUUGGCGAUCAAUCUUGUCAUUGUUAACGAUACCUUCUUUGCAAUGCUUACGCCGUAUCUUUCGACGAUGGGACAAGAGGCAAGUCCUGACCAUGCAGCGUGUGUGUUUGUCACGCCCAAGAAAUCGCGGAGUAUUUUCUUCACGCAUUCGUCGUUGCUCUCAGCCUUCUUCGCCCAAGGGCCAGCGCUAAAGCUCAACAGCGAAAGUCGUGUUCUUCAGCUCUCAGCCUUCAACGUCGACAUCUCCCUGGUGGAAAUUCUUGGAACGUUGGUUCACGGUGGUUGUGUCUGUAUUCCUUCACCGCAAGAACGAAGUAACGACAUCGCUAGUGCCAUGGCUCGAAUGGAUGUUACGUGGUCGUACAUGACGAGUCUGAUCGCGAGGAGCAUCCAUCCAGAUUCGGUGCCGAGCCUACGAACGCUGUGCUUUCGGACGAGAAAACUUGAUCCUGAUACGUACAUGCCGUGGCUGGAAGAUCAUGAUAUUCUUCUUGCGUACGGCGCACCGGAUAUUUGUCCCCUCGGUAUUUCAGUAACCGAAGUUGAAAGGGACAACAGUUUGGACGUCAUUACACCACCGGUCACCGGUCGAUUUUGGGUUCUUAAUCCUGAUAAUCACAAGAAACUCAUGCCUGUCGGUGCGAUUGGUGAAUUGGCCAUCGACAGUCCUCUCGUCACGCCUCAUCGCUUUGCAUUGGACAGGCCUCUCGUUGCACCAGAUUUAGACGGUGAUCGACAGAGGCCUCGGUAUCUCAAGACAGGACAUCGUGUACGCUAUCUCGACGAUGGAAACAUCCAGUUCAUUUCCAGCGUUCGCGAUGAAGUUAGAGUCGGCGGCCUGAUGGUCGACGUCGCGCAAGUUGAACAACUCAUGCGUCGUUGUCUAGGCCAGGGCAUUGAUGUGGUCGUUGACUCAAUCACCAUGCGCGACACAGGCCCUUUACUAGCUGCGUUUCUUCAACUUGGUCACGCUAUGCAGCCGAAUGAGAAUCUUCACACCCUCACCCCCGAGACUCGGGAGCGGAUGUACAUUGCCAAGAAGACGUUUGAAGCAUCCCUCGAGAACCCAACGUCCAACACACCCCGUCUUCCACGGCACUCUAUCCCUGCAGUGUUUAUUCCUGUCAGAGCGUUUCCAAUGUCAACGUCUCUGAAAGUCAACCGACGAAAACUCCAGCGCAGCGUCGCUAAUCUCUCAACACAUGAUGUUCUCCUAAUGUCGCACGUUCCUAACCCAGGCGAAAUCCAACGUGUAACUCUCUCGCAGAAACCCCUUCCCCUCACAGGCCCUGAAGAAGCAAUGCGGGAGAUGUGGGCAAACACCCUUGGUAUCUCUGUUUCUGCUGUCAAAGGCUCAAGUACCUUCUCAUCAGUCGGCGGGAACAAGUACCUCGCUGCUCAUCUCGUCAUCACAGCUCGCAAAAGCGGUGUUUACAUUUCACUAUCUGAUCUCUUGGGCGAACGUACACUGACCGAGAUAUGUCGCUCUGCUGAGUCUUCAACAAAGAGACCCUCGGCUCGAAAACAAGUCGCGAGGAAGAUUGAUACCAAAUUCGUCAGGGAAGUCAUCGCGCCGCAGCUUGGAGUUUCUUCACCUGAUGUCCUCGACUUUGCUGAAGCAUCCUCCCAGCAAGUUCGUGCUCUUGAACUGGGAAUGUUUCCAAACAGAGCUGAUAUAAUCUGUCUUGCCCUUCGUUUCAACGGCCCCAUCGAUACAGCGCGUCUAGAAACUGCGUGCAAAGGCCUGAGCGACAUGCACGCUAUUCUCAACGUAGCGUUCAUCACUCACUUGCACACUGUUUAUCAAGUCCACUGCGCUUCUUUCAAGCCCCCGUUCUCAACGAUUUCUUGCAGUACAGGCUCUCUUGAAGAAGUCACGCAGAAUCUCAUCAAGGAGCAUCAAUCUUUGCCUUUUGACCCAACAACCCCUGUCACCAACUUUGCAUUCUUAAAUGCAGAACAGCAAGGAUGCUUGGUUAUUCGUCUGAGUACAUCUCAGAUCGACGAUAUAGCAGCCCACUUACUCGUUCACGAACUUACUUCUCUCUAUGAAGGAGACGAUACGACUGAUGUACCGAGAUCUUCAUAUCUUGACUACACACGCGCUUCACAAGUAACGCGUGCUCAAGGUCUAGAAUACUGGAAUGUUCAACUUGAGAAUGCAAAGAUGACAAAGAUCAUCGCUCACACACGCCCCGUCGCUCCAGCGUCUUUAUCUGAGAUUCGAACGGUAAAACAUACAACGUCUCUAGGCCAUCUAUCCUCCUACGGCAUGACUCCCGACGCAGCGCUCAAAGCAUCAUGGGCCAUCGUCCUCUCUACACUCUCAUCCUCCCACGAUGUUCUCUUCGGCGAAGUAAUACACACUGCAGCCCCUGAUAUCGUCGGUCCCAUGACAAACAUCCUCCCAGUACGAGUUCAAUUCCCGUCUAGUCACAGCACACCCCUCGAUCUCAUGAACUGCAUCCAACUCCAGCGCCAAUCCCACUCUCGCUUUGAAACAUUCGGGUUUCAAGAACUCGUCAACAAAUGCACAAACUGGCGCGCCUGCACACGCUUCAGCAGCGUUGUAGAGCACCACAUUCCUGGGCCGCACGAUGGAUCGUCGACGAUGAAUAUCGACGGUGCGACGUUUACGUACAAGAUGGUAGAAGCGUGGACGAGGGACUUUCCAGAUCUUUUUGUAAGAUCGAGUACCGAGGCGAAUGAUCGUCUUGUUCUGGAGAUCAAGUACUCUGAGGAACGACUCACCACCGCUUUUGUUCAGAAUUGCUUGAGUUUGCUCGUUGCGGCUUGGGAGACUAUCACGCAUCCUGAGACGAUCCAUCAGCCCAUGAUUCACUCAUCAGAUGAGAUUUCGAGAUCACAAAGGCAGAUCCCUUUGCCUGCGAAGCAACCCCCUCAAGGUCCACCAGUUGAAUCGCUCGAUGCGUCUCAACGCAAGGAUCUUCAGGUCUCUAUCGUCAAGGCCUGGGACAAAGUCAUAAAACCCUCUUCCACAAGCAUCCCAAAGGAUAAAAUCCCCACGACACCAUUCUACACUAUUUCUGGCUGCAUUCUUCCCGCACACACCCUCACAGCCGAGCUCAACAACGUCCUCCCCGUUAGCAUCACACUAGAAGACGUUUUGGCCCAUCCAAGCAUGCACGCCCAACUCGAGCUCGUAACACGUCUUCUCCCUCCCAAGUCAGACUCUGGGUCUUUACUCCGCCCAAAGUCCAAAUCCGGUCCUGAGCGCUCAACGACAACAGCACUUCGCAACGGACUACGAAAUCUCAAGAACAGAAAUAGCAUGCUAAGUCUGAAAAGCAGCUGGAUCAAGAACAAGCGUCCCUCAACGGCGCAUUCAGACGAUGAGCCUGUUCCUGUUAUCCCAGAGACGGUGCCGGAAGUACCCGUUCAAGUCCUCUCCCCCAUCCCGAUGAUUGUAAUUCCCGAGAUUGGGUCUUCAGAUACACCCGUUAGUCCAAGUGGGCCAAUGUACGAACUCGACGGUGGCCCUGUCAUCGGCGAUAGGCGAAGUAGCGGAGGAUCAUCGUGGAGAACAGUUGAAGAGGGAAGUCUGAUGAGUCCUGUCAGCCCAGUGAGUCCAGGGCGGAGGGUGUCGACAUGGGGCAGUAUGUUUGAACUGCCCAUGAGAGGGCGAUCGCCAUUUGGAAACAGAUCACCGAGAUGA
Messenger RNA from Fusarium subglutinans, 7428 nucleotides. Its product is annotated as non-ribosomal peptide synthetase. The transcript is spliced from 2 exons. Lineage: Eukaryota; Fungi; Ascomycota; Sordariomycetes; Hypocreales; Nectriaceae. The record is from RefSeq and is a predicted model, not a curated record. The coding region runs from base 1 to 7428 and encodes 2475 amino acids. Gene Ontology annotation, molecular function: catalytic activity.